GGGCUGGUGGGACUACAACCUACGACUGGUACAGGAAACUGCGAAUCACGGGCCUGCAGCCUGGUGGCCCCACAAGGGGGCCGGCGGACCUCUACCUGGGCUGCACGGUGAUCAUCAUGUUCGACGCCGACUACAACCGGCGGUUCUGGCCGAGCGUGGAGGCCUGGACGUCGAUGCGCCAGAUCACCCAGGACGGGCUUGCGCCGGCCUCUCGUCUCGAUACCCGUGCCCAGGUGCACGGCGUCGCUGGCAGCGACGGCCAAGCCGCCCUGCGCGACUACCUCUUCGGAGCCUGGCUGCACAAGUCGGCCGAGGAGGCGGCCCGGACGCUCCGGUUCGAGGAGUACUUCGUGACCAACCAGAAGGACAAGGAGGUGAACUUGCAGGUCCUGGCUGGCCUGGACGAGCGUGUGAAGGGCAUCCUGGAGCAGAACCCCAGCCUGGCGGCCGCCUUCUCCAGCAAGGGCGGCCGCGACACCCCGCCCGCGCCGGCCCCCGGCCUCGCGCCGCCGCCGCCCCUCGGCGCGUGCCGCUGUGGCGCCUACCUCGCGGCCGAGUCCCGGUUCUGCCGCAUGUGCGGCUCGCCCGCCCCGGUCGACCUUGCGCCGCCCGCCGGCGCGUGCCGCUGCGGCGCCGCCUACUUCACGGCCGAGGACCGGUACUGCAGCAGGUGCGGCUCCGCCCGCGCGCCCGAGGAGACGACCGGCGGCGCCGCGGGAUGUGCGGCGGGCGGCAGCGCGGGCGCCGGCUGGCGCGCGGUGCGCGAGGCGGCCGCCCGCCACAGGGCGACGCUGCCUUGCGGCACGUCGUCGGGCGCGCCGCCAGAUGUGCCCGGCCUCUCGGAGGAGGCGGGCGCCGCCGCCGCAGCGCCGUCUGUGCCGCGUCGGGCGUAAUUAGGGGGGCCGGGCGCCGCCGCUGCUGCCUGGCGCGACCCGUGCCCCGAGCGUCGCCAGGAGGAGGGGGAGAGCGACCCAGGAGGAGGAGGAGGAGGAGCUCCCCCAGCCCCGACGGGCCACGUGCUGGGCCGCCCCCGCGCGACUUUUUCCGCGGUUGCAUGCGCUGGCGGCGGGCAGGUGCGAAAUUCCGCCUGGACCCGUCGCCCGCAUCGGUCGACCCAGUGCACAUGUUGAUAUACGGUGCUCGUGGAAACAAGGGCUCCCUCGAGGGCGCGAAGUUAUUCGCGCUUCGCGCUUCGCGGUCCUCGUUCCUUCUCCCCCUCCUCCUCGUCCUCCUAUUCUCCCUUUGGGAGGGCGGCGCGAGAGCGCGAAGUUAUUCGCGCUUCGCGCAGCGCGAAGCGCGAAGUUGGGAGCCCUAGUGGAAAACAUGUCGUGAACUGUCAGAGCAGAGGAUUCACUGCUUCCCGUCCCCUCCUCCCCCCACCGCCUGCGCCCCACCCAC
This is a messenger RNA of Prorocentrum cordatum, 1398 nucleotides long. NCBI's taxonomy places the organism in Eukaryota, Dinophyceae, Prorocentrales, Prorocentraceae. The record is from the annotation of a GenBank genome assembly.